AAUAAAUUUACCUCCGAUAUGGAAAUUGGAAUUGCACUUUCAAAUGAGCUCGAAGUUCGAAUUUCAGAAGCGUUCUGUAUUUUCGAUCAUCAUGGCGACAAAUACAUAGAUACACGUAAUAUAGGUAAUGUGCUAAGAUUUCUUGGAUGUGUUCCCACAAAUAAAGAAAUCGAUGCGAUCAUCAAGGCUACUGAUUCUUCAGAAAAUCCUGGCGAGGCACACUUGCCAAAAUUUAUGGCACACGUCUCUCACCUGCUUAUGAAUCGAAAAAUGGAACCAGCAAGUCCUCAAAAACUUUUAGAGGCAUUUGAGGUUUUGGAUCCUGAAAAUAAACGCUUUUUAACAAAAGAGUAUUUUGCAAAAUUAAUGAGAGAGGAAGGAGAGCAGUUCAGCGAAGAAGAAAUUAAAGAAAUAUGGCCAGUAGCAAUAGAUCCGAUUACCGGGAAUAUACCAUAUAUAUUUUACAUUAAUAAGUUAAAGCACAAAACAACUAUUUACGACGUUGCUGAAGCAGUAAGGGAUGAAAUUGCUGCAAACGAAAAGGACAAAAAGAAGUAAUGCAGAUCACAAAAUUAGUUUACGUAUUGAAGGUGUAAAAUUCAUAUUUGAAAAAACAAUGCAAUGAAAAAAUACAUAUUUGGCAACUGAAAUUAAAUGUUGAGUCUAAGCAUGAAAUGCGAACCAUAAAAA
This is a messenger RNA of Drosophila innubila, 690 nucleotides long. RefSeq names its product dynein regulatory complex protein 8. The record is from RefSeq and is a predicted model, not a curated record. Gene Ontology annotation, molecular function: calcium ion binding. The transcript has 4 exons. The coding region runs from base 19 to 558 and encodes 179 amino acids. NCBI's taxonomy places the organism in Eukaryota, Metazoa, Arthropoda, Insecta, Diptera, Drosophilidae.